AGCCCCAGCCCCGCUCCCCCGGCGGCCCUAAGCGGCUACUUCCGCGUUUGGUCACAUGACUAGCUGCGCUGCUAUUCCGUCAGCCAAUCAGCGCCCAGCCUUCCUCGUGACCUUCGCCCCGGCGGUGCCGUGUCAAGAUGGCGCUGUCCAUGGCCGGCUGCCGCGGGCUGCUCUGGCGCCUCGGGCCCGGCCCCGCCGCCGGCCUCAGCCGCGCCCGGGGGGAGCUGAGGUUCCCGGGGCGCUGCCUCUCCACAAAGGCCGGCUCCAGGUCUGUCCUGGCCGCUCUGGUCUCCACGGCGAAGCGCAUCAACAGGAGGUACGAGAGGUUCCUGGAGCGCACGUUCCCCCGGUUCUAUGUGCUCCAUUCCACGUUCAUCAGAGGAAUCCAGGCACUCUUCUUGGAGGUGAAAGAGAUCAGAGACAUCCGCUCCCGAAUGGCCCGUCAGAGGCUGAGCGUGCAGCAGCUGCCCUACCGGGACAUGGAGCGCCUGCGGCAGUUCCGGAGGGACCUGAUCAAGGCUGUUCCCAUUGGAAUUAUCGCCAUCCCGCCCUUCGCCAACUUCUUGGUCAUCAUCCUCAUGUAUUUCUUCCCACGCCAGCUCCUGAUCCGCCACUUCUGGACCCCCAAGCAGCAGGUUGAGUUCCUGGACACGUACGACGCCAUCCGGAGGGAUUCCUACCCGGCCGUGCUGGAGAGCUUGGCCCGGGCAGCGCGUUCCCUGCCUGACCCACAGCUCCAGACCCGCCUGCAGCAGCUCUGCGCCGAGGUGCAGCGCGGCUCCCAGCCCCGCGUGGCCCAGCUCUGUGCGGUGAGAAGCGUGUUCUCGGGCUCUCCACUGGCUCUGAACCACCUCCAGGUCUCCCAUGUGAAAGCCCUGAGCCGGGUCCUGUUCCUGACCCCCCACUUGCCGGCCCCUGUCCUGCGGCAGCGCCUGCGGAGCCACGUGCUGGAGAUCCGGCAGCUGGACCGGGCCCUGCAGCGCCUGAGCGUGGGGCAGCUCUGCGAGGAGGAGCUGCGCGCGGCGUGUUACCUCCGGGGCCUGAACUCCGCUUACCUUGACGUGGCCUCGUGCAGAGCGUGGCUGGAGCAGUGGCUGGGGCUCUCCUGCAGGCUGGAAGCCUCCGAAGCCUCGCUCCUGGCCAACAGCAUGGUGCUGCUGUCCCUCAACUACGUCAGGCCCAAGAAGUGAGGGGUGAGCCCGUGGCCUCCCCCCGGCAUCGCGCCCGGACCUGGCGCUUCCCAGCCUGGUGCUGCCCAAAGCCCACCCUGGGGGUGAACCCCCCACCCCGAGCUGCUGCCAUGGGGUGAGGACGCGGUUCCCUCCCUCCUGCCCUGGCUCUGCGCUUCCCCUUUAUGCUGUGGGGCUCAGCCCCAGCCUGGGCUGUGACGCUUCAAGCCCAGGAGGGGAGAAGCUGCCCGUGGCCCUUCCCUUGGUGUCUCGUAGCAGCAGGUUCUGUUCAGCUUGGGUUUGCCUCGUGCAGAGGGUUCUAUGUGAGCUCCUUUGCUCCACGGAGCAGUCUGAGGCACCAAGAUCUCCUCGAGGGAUUAAGCAAAGACCAAACCCCUGUGCCCGCCCCGGGAGCAGCAGGGAAAGGGGCUCCUGUGCUUUGUGCUGCUGCCUCCUGGGCAGAGGCGGCUCUGGGGGCUCUGAGGCAGCUCCCUGCCACCUUCUGGGGUCCAAGGCCACUGUGUGCCCCCUCCCUGCAUGAGAACCCCCCCAACACCCCCCUGUGAGUGACCCCAACCCAACACCCAAGUGUUUGAUUAAAGACCAACUCAAGCUGGUGGCGCGAGCGUCUCCCUGGUGCCUCCUGCGCCGUGUCCCAGCUCCAGCCUCCCAUGGCCAGGGCACGCUGAUACUUGGAAUGGUAUAAAGGAGGGGUAGGAAUCACCCCCGCACAGCUCCAAGCUGGAAACGCUUCCCUGACCCUCCCCAUUCCCAAGAGGAACUCCCUGGGAUGGGUUUAAGACAACUCGCUGCACAACUUGGAGCCUUUUAUUUUUACACUUAAAUACUCUCUUUAAAUACAGCGUUCACCGGGAGAGCAGAAAAGGCUGGGAAGGAAAAAUACUGAGGCCAAGCUUUGGAUUCACAGUGGGAAAUGGGACCUCAAACGCCGCCGUAGGCAGGGAGCGGGGCGAGGGGGGGGAGCUGCACUCACUGGUUUAACUGGGCCGAGGUGCCGCAGCUCCGGUAGCACCAGGUUGGAGCUGGGCUGGUGGGUUCUGACACGGUGACAAAUGGAGCAGGAACCAGGGAGGACGUUCAGAUGAGCCCAAACCCAUGAGAACAGGGAGAACGCUCCAUGGGGAGUAGCAGAGGAAGGGGGGAAAUAAAGACUUGGAGCCAUUCAA
This is a messenger RNA of Strigops habroptila (Kakapo), 2356 nucleotides long. It is a transcript of the gene LETMD1, whose product is annotated as LETM1 domain containing 1. Gene Ontology annotation, molecular function: ribosome binding. Lineage: Eukaryota; Metazoa; Chordata; Aves; Psittaciformes; Psittacidae. The record is from RefSeq and is a predicted model, not a curated record. Bases 138 to 1190 code for a protein of 350 amino acids. Gene Ontology annotation, cellular component: mitochondrial inner membrane. Gene Ontology annotation, biological process: intracellular monoatomic cation homeostasis. The transcript is spliced from 9 exons.